AUGGCGAAUCUAUGCAAUGUUGAAAACGAAGGAAAACCGGUAGCUAAUCAAGGAAUCGAUGUGAUAUUGAAAUCGCGUAUUGAAGGGGAAACAAUUCGGCAAUGCUCAUGUGCCGAACAGCAGGAGUGCACAAGAGAGAUGAAAGCUCAAGCAAAGGAGUGUUCGGAACCAUGUUUUGCCACGUUUGGUUCGAUCACAAGUCAGCCGCAUGAGCUGAAAAGAUGUUUUGAUGACAAAGACGACAUUCUUCAUAGAUUUCUUACUUGUUUUGAACAGAAAGUUGAAGGAUGCGUUCCGGAUCUCAAUGGGCCACAAAUCCCAAAAACCUCCAUUCCUAAGCUGUUCUCCAUUGGCGAACAUCAUAUUGUGAACAAGUCCGCAGCAAUCCAG
Strongylus vulgaris is the source of this 390-nucleotide messenger RNA. NCBI's taxonomy places the organism in Eukaryota, Metazoa, Nematoda, Chromadorea, Rhabditida, Strongylidae. The record is from the annotation of a GenBank genome assembly.